AUGGCGAUUUCUUUCUCAGUCACACGGUACGCUUCUUCCUCAGUUGCCCCCAAAUCCCCCAACCGCUCACUCCAUAAAUUCCUCGAUUUCAACUCCUAUUCUUCAUCGGCGGCCGAAAAUUUCAUGUCCGUCCUCGAGAAAGACGCCCCCCACGUCGAGAAAACCCUCGACGCUCUCACGGCCAAGCUGGAUUCCAAAUGCAUCACACAGGUCCUAGAAAAGUGCGCGGCCAAUAAGCCCCAAUUGGGCAUCAGGUUCUUCAUCUGGGCCGCACUUCACCCCACCCACCGGCACACAUCGUACAUGUACUUCAGUGCCUGCAAAUUGCUCGGCGUUGACCGGAACCCUAAAAUCAUUGCCGACGUCAUAGAUACAUACAGAGCCGAGGGCUCCGUCGUCGGCGUCAAGACUUUCAAAGUGGUUCUGAAUAUGUGUCGGGCCGCCAAUAACCCGGAAUUGGCCCUGCGGGUUUUGAGGAAGAUGAAGGAAUUUAACUGCAGGCCGGACACUGUGUCUUACAACGUGGUGGUCCGGCUCCUGGCCGAGAAUGCUCGGCUAGAUGAAGCUUUGGGGCUGAUGAAGGAAAUGGGGCUGAUCGAUCUCUAUCCUGAUAUGGUGACAUACAUGUCCAUCAUCAAGGGGCUUUGCGACUCGGGGCAGGUGGAGAAAGCUUUGGGAUUGGUCAAGACCAUGAAACUGCACAGGUGUGAACCGAAUGCAGUCGUGUACUCCACCCUUCUUGAUGGGAUAUGUUUGCACGGGAAUCUUGAGCUGGCCCUCGAGUUCUUGACCGGUAUGGAGAGUGAAAAUGGGGAGAGCAAUCCGAAUCUGGUGACCUACACGAUCAUGGUCAAGGGUUUUGUUGAGAAAGGGAGGUCACUUGAGGCUGUGAGGCUUCUGAAUCGGAUGGAGGAUUUCGGAGUCCGGCCAAACAAGGUGACCUUCAUAACUCUUCUUGAUGGGCUCUGCAGGGAAGGGCACGUGAAGGAGGCUUCUGAUGUGGUAGAUAGGUUUAGCUCUAUUGUGGGCCGGGAAGACGAGCUUCGUAGCUGGCUUGUGGUAUCAUUGAUGCGGGCUGGGAAGCAUAAGGAGUCGGAGAAAGUGUUUAGGAUGAUGAUGGCCCGUGGGCUGAGGCCCGGAGGGCAUGCAUCUGGUGCAGUCAUUGAGAAGAUGGUUUCAGAAAGGAGGGUGAUGGAGGGAUUUCUGUUGUUGGACGGGCUUGUGAAAUCAGGAAAUUUGUUGGGUAUUGAUUCUGAUGUUUAUACGUUUCUGCUGGAGGGUCUGUGUCAGGAGAAUCGUUUUGUCGAAGUUGGGAAGCUGGUUAGAGUUAUGAUCCAGAGGAAAAUCCGUGUAAAGUCUGUUCAGGCUGAAGAUAUAAUCGGAAUACUCAAUAAUUGUGGAGAAUAUGAUUUAGCAUCGGAUGUUGCAAGGAUCAGAUGCUGA
Molecule: messenger RNA, 1443 nt
Organism: Striga asiatica
Lineage: Eukaryota; Viridiplantae; Streptophyta; Magnoliopsida; Lamiales; Orobanchaceae
Source: the annotation of a GenBank genome assembly